AUGGCCAGCUUCUCCUCCAUCAAAUACACACCCGCCGAGGAAACCGAGCUCAAGCAAUGGACGCUCACUUCUGAGCGCCUCAAGACCUCCAGCUCCGAAACCCCCUCUCUCCUCGAUUCUCUCAACACUCAUUUAGCAUCUCGCACCACUCUGCUCGGCUCCAAGCCUUCGUCUGCCGAUAUCGCUAUCUACGAGAGUUUGGCACCGCAGGUCGCAAAAUGGAGCAGCGAGGAACGAACGGGUGAGAAGGGCCAUCCUAAUAUUGUGCGCCAUGUGGAUUUUGUGCAGAAUUCGCCGAUUUUUGGACUAAACAUUGAGGAAGAGAAGAAAGUUAAGGUUGAUGCUGAGGAGAUCUUAUAUGUUAAGCCUCCUGUUGAUGCCAAGGCCGAGAAGGAGCGAUUGAAGAAGGAGAAAGCUGCCGCUGCUGCUGCCGCCGCAGGAGGUGAACAAAAGGAGUUGGCAGAUCGAACCAAGGAAAAGAGCGACAAGGGAGUUGUAGCUCAAGUCGCCGAGAAGGUUGCAGAGGCAAAAGAUACAAUUGUUGCUGCUGUCACUGGCGAACAACCACAAUUUCCCAGACAAAAGAAGGAGAAGAAAGAGAAGGCUCCCAAACCUCAAAAGGCUCCUGCUCCAUCUGCCCCUCUUUCUCCAUGUUUGAUCGAUCUCCGUGUUGGACACAUCCUCAAAGCGAUCAAGCAUCCCGAGGCCGACUCUCUAUUUGUCUCCACCAUUGCUAUGGGUGACAAGCCCGGAACCGAUGAUACAUCUGAAUACGAAGGACAAGUUGUGCGAACUGUCUGCUCUGGUCUUAAUGGUCUCGUUCCUCUCGAGGAAAUGCAAGGUCGCAAGGUAGUAGUUGUGUGCAAUCUCAAACCCGUCAAGAUGCGUGGUAUUAAAUCAUGCGCCAUGGUCUUAGCCGCCUCUCCCAGACUCAAGGAAGGAGAAGAAGAUCACCACGCCGGCCCAGUCGAACUCGUUACUCCUCCAGCUGAAGCAAAGGCUGGUGAGCGAGUUUUCUUCGAGGGAUGGCAGGGAGAACCCGAGGGUGUUUUGAACCCAAAGAAGAAGGUUUGGGAGAUGAUCCAACCUGGUUUCACCACAACUGCAGAUUUAGAAGCUGCUUUUGACGCGGGUGUUGUAAAGGAGUUGAGUAAGGAAGGAGAGGAUGCCAAGACUAGCGUUGGAAAAUUGGUUACUGUGAGUGGUGGUGUUUGCAAGGUCAAGUCUUUGGCUGGAGCUAUCAUUAGAUAA
Messenger RNA from Botrytis sinoallii, 1251 nucleotides. RefSeq lists its product as uncharacterized. Lineage: Eukaryota; Fungi; Ascomycota; Leotiomycetes; Helotiales; Sclerotiniaceae. The record is from RefSeq and is a predicted model, not a curated record. Gene Ontology annotation, molecular function: tRNA binding. The coding region runs from base 1 to 1251 and encodes 416 amino acids. The transcript has a single exon. Gene Ontology annotation, cellular component: methionyl glutamyl tRNA synthetase complex.